AUGGUCCUUUGUCACCAAUGACAAGUUGACAACGAGUUCUAGAGUAAUCCAUACGCUUUCCACUUUCUUCUACACCUUCUUUCCUCUGUUCAUACCCUCCUUCCACAAUUUUGUCUUUAUCAAUUCCCUUCCUUAACUAGAAUCUUUAAAAUAUUCAUAUGUUAUCGCUUGAUCUUUUAUAUUCUUUAUUCGGGAGUAAUUUUUAGAAAACAGAAAUCCAAAAAUAAACUGGAGGCAUCGAUGGCAGUUCUGGAUUUAUUUAUUGUGGCAUUGAUUCCAGUACUCAAGACGCUUCUGAUCACUGCUCUCGGCCUUCUUCUCGCCAUAGACCGUGUUAAUAUCUUGGGCGACGCCGCUCGUCAUCAUCUCAACAACGUUGUGUUCUAUGUCUUCAUUCCAGCACUUGUGGGUGGUAGCCUCGCUGAUACAAUCACAGCCAGCAACAUAGUAUCUCUAUGGUUCAUGCCAGUUAAUAUUCUUCUCACAUUCAUAAUUGGAUCAGCACUUGGAUGGGUGCUCGUUAAAAUCACUAGGACCCCUCAACACUUGCAUGGUCUUGUAAUUGGUUCAUGUGCUGCUGGAAACCUUGGGAACUUGCUUCUGAUCAUCAUACCUGCUGUUUGUGAAGAAAGUAACAGUCCAUUCGGGGAUAAACAAACUUGUUCGACUAACGGGAAAGCUUUGGUUUCACUCUCUAUGGCUAUUUGUGCAGUUUAUAUAUGGUCAUUUGUUUACAACAUUAUACGUGCGUCAUAUGGAAACGGGAGUGGGAAAGACAUCGGCAAGGCGUCGACUAUCAGCAUUGAUUGUAGUGGUAAAACUUUAGAUAUGUUUGUGGAAAGUUAUAAUGAGUCGUUGCUACAGUCUCGUGGCUCGAGUUUUGAAGAUUGUGAAGCUCGUGAUGAGGAAUCUACAGAAGUGGAGGAACAGAACUCCGGAUUUAAAGAUGAUGAAGGGAUAAAGGUGACAAUGUUAACAAAGAUUAAGAAGCACGUGGAUAUGUUUAUAGAUAAAAUCAACCUCAAGAUGUGGUUAACACCCUCCACCAUUGCCACCAUCGUUGGGCUUCUGAUAGGGGUGAUCUCUCCGAUUAGAAAGUUAAUGGUCGGAGAUAACGCUCCUCUUCGUGUCAUCGACAGUUCAGCAUCUCUCCUUGGUCAAGCAACAGUUCCAGCCAUGACAUUGAUUGUGGGAGCUAAUCUUUUUAAGGGUUUGAAGCAAUCAGGCAUAGGGUUGUGGCUCAUUAUUGGAAUUCUAGUGGUUCGUUAUGUAGUUUUGCCACUCGUGGGCAUUGGCGUUGUAAAAGCAGCACAUCAUGUUGGAUUUGUGGGAUCUGAUACGCUAUAUCAGUUUGUUCUUUUGAUCCAAUAUUCGCUUCCACCAGCUAUGGCUAUUAGUACGAUAACACAAUUGUUUGAGGUUGGGGAAAGCGAGUGUUCUGUUAUCAUGCUAUGGACUUACGUUGUGGCCACGUUCGCUCUUACAUGGUGGUCAGCCUUUUUCAUGUGGCUCGUCUCUUGAUCGACGCUACGAUCAUCUACACAUUUCAUUAAGGAUAAGUUCUACAUCGUGAACUAGGGAACAAGAAGAAAACAUAUCCUAUCUUUUGUUUUGCUUUAUAUAAAUGUGUGUGUUGUGUGCAAAGCGAUGAAAGCUAUAUAUAUAUAUAUAUAUUUUACAAAAGUGUGUAUUGUGCAGAG
Lactuca saligna is the source of this 1700-nucleotide messenger RNA. The record is from the annotation of a GenBank genome assembly. Lineage: Eukaryota; Viridiplantae; Streptophyta; Magnoliopsida; Asterales; Asteraceae.